Gossypium arboreum is the source of this 2390-nucleotide messenger RNA. RefSeq names its product probable 3-hydroxyisobutyrate dehydrogenase-like 1, mitochondrial. The coding region runs from base 394 to 1416 and encodes 340 amino acids. Gene Ontology annotation, molecular function: NAD binding; NADP binding; oxidoreductase activity. The transcript has a single exon. Lineage: Eukaryota; Viridiplantae; Streptophyta; Magnoliopsida; Malvales; Malvaceae. The record is from RefSeq and is a predicted model, not a curated record.
AUUUAAUACCUUAUUUAUACAUAUAAUCUGUUUUCGGAAGCUUUCUAGCAGGCCUCCUACUUGGAGCCAUGGGCUCAGACCCACUUGCAAACCGGCUAGGCUGAGUUUCAAACUCUGGCCGUUCCAAAAAAUCCUCGACGGCAUGGGCUUACUAAUAAAACUGUUGUUAACAAAUUUCUGUUGCUUCUUUUGUGUGACUGACUAUACACUACUCUUUGGAACCAACCUGAUGCGAAUAUAAGGGUCGGUAGUGCCCUAAUUCUCCAAAAUUAAAAAAAAUUAAUCUCUUCGAUACAUAUUUAAUUUUAAAUAAUUAAUAGGAAUGAAGCAUUUGUCGCACAAUCAUAAAAAAGAGUUAUAAUAAGAUUAGAUAAUUUCGCAUAAAAAGAUAAAAUGCGAUCACUGUCCUAUCUACUUGGCUCACUCUCACGAUACUUUCCCCAUUCUCAAUCGUCAUCUACUCCUCACCUCACCUUUCUCCUCCGCAGCAUGGCCACUUCCGCCGCUGCCGGUCCCAUUAACCCAUCCAACACUCGUCUUGGAUGGAUUGGGACUGGCGUCAUGGGUCGAUCCAUGUGUGCUCAUCUGAUCAACGCUGGCUACUCUCUCACCGUCUUCAACCGUACCCUUUCCAAAGCCCAACCCCUCGUUGACAUGGGUGCCCGCCUAGCCCAAACACCUCACGACCUCGCCGCCCAAUCCGAUGUCGUUUUCUCCAUCGUCGGUUACCCUUCCGACGUCCUCCAGGUCCUACUCGAUCCCUUUAACGGAGCCCUCUCUGGCCUCCGUCCCGGCGGCAUACUCGUUGACAUGACAACAUCGGAGCCUUCUCUCGCCGUCGAAAUAUCCACCGCCGCAUCUUCCAAGAACUGCUCCUCAAUCGACGCGCCCGUCUCUGGCGGCGACCGAGGUGCCAAGAACGGGACACUCGCGAUAUUCGCUGGGGGAGACGAAGCCAUCGUCAACCGCCUAAACCCCAUCUUUACCCUCAUGGGAAAAGUUAACUACAUGGGGCCUAGCGGGAAAGGCCAAUUCGCGAAAUUAGCUAACCAAAUCACCAUAGCAUCGACGAUGGUGGGAUUAGUGGAAGGAAUUAUUUACGCCCACAAAGCAGGGCUGAAUGUGGCGUCGUUUUUGGAUGCGAUAUCGACCGGGGCAGCUGGCUCAAAGUCGUUGGAUUUGUACGGGAGCAGGAUUUUGAAGAGGGACUUCGAUCCUGGUUUCUUCGUGAACCAUUUUGUUAAGGAUUUGGGGAUUUGUUUAAAGGAAUGUCAAAACAUGGGACUUGCUUUGCCCGGUCUGGCUUUGGCUCAACAGCUUUAUUUAUCACUUAAGGCUCAUGGGGAAGGGAAUUUGGGAACCCAAGCUCUGAUUUUGGCUUUGGAGAGGCUUAACAACGCGACCCUUGGUUCUUAAACCUGGUAAACUGUUAAUUUCUAGUAAUACUACAUUGAUGAUCCCUAUUAGAUACUAUGCCAAACUUAAAACUAUGCUAUGUGAUGGUUGGUUUCAGUCUUCAGUUGUUCUACUUAGUUUUGGUAGCUGAUUGCUUUGAUAUGCUACCAUUUACAGUCCCCAUUUUAUGGUUUUUGCUGCUAUAAUUGCUGUGAAUGAUGAACCAUCUAUAGUUUAUAGACUUUUUUUCCCUUCUCUACUUGAAAUAAUAAUCAAUUCCGAGUGGAAGGGCUUGGGUAGGGGUUAUAAGCUAUGGAAGACAUGUUCUGCGAUAAGAGGGCAAUGCUAUCUCUUCAAUGUUACAAUCUUUAGAAAUGGGCAGCGAGCACAUUCGGUUUUCAGUUUUAAUGCCUGCCAUUGUUGUGACACACAAGUGCAUGCAUACAGGCACUCGAUUCAAAAAGGUUUAUCUGUCUAAUAACAGGAAGCGGACCAUCGCUUGAAACUAAAGGAUUUUUUACCUUGUAAGACCCUGCCAACAUCUCACAAAAGCAAUCUUUCGGUACGGAGUUGGCAGGGGUGGGAUCUGUAUUAAGAAAAGUAGUGUCGUUGGCAGUUUUAGUAUCGUCAUUGGCUCAAGUUUUCGAAAAGAUAAGUAGCCGACCAUGAAACAUCUAAUGACCCAAAUCUCAAAAUGUUGAUAAAAUUAUUAUUAUGCAGCGAUUUCACUCCUUGGACCUCUCUAACCAUACAUUACAUUUCUUUUCGGAACCGGUUUAGGGAUUGAUGACCGAAGUUCCUUGGUUUACUAUCAGCCAGCCACUCAUGACAUUUGAUCGUUGCUUGAUUAGACACUCCGGAUGACCAUAACUUACACAUUUGCUGGCAUCUAAGAGACCAUAACUUGGGAUGAGUGUGGACUACGAAUGCAAAAGUUGAAAAAACUGAAAGAAGAAAGAAGAAAGCGAAAUUCCGAAUAGCUGUGAUUCUUUAAC